Messenger RNA from Cryphonectria parasitica EP155, 660 nucleotides. RefSeq lists its product as uncharacterized. The annotation marks the transcript as partial. NCBI's taxonomy places the organism in Eukaryota, Fungi, Ascomycota, Sordariomycetes, Diaporthales, Cryphonectriaceae. The record is from RefSeq and is a predicted model, not a curated record. The transcript is spliced from 2 exons.
CAAUAUGUGUACUUCCACUCAGGAUCCGGAACAACCUACCGCAAAGUAGCAGAGAAACCAUCCUCCUUCACUUCGAUCCCAACCAUCGACCUGUCCGACAUUGACAGCCCUUCUCUUGAGGCCAGGAAGGCCAUUGCCAAAAACAUCUACGACGCCUGUCAUGACUGCGGAUUCUUCUACAUCAAGAAUCAUGGUAUCCCGGAAGAUCUCAUCGAUGAGACCUUCAGCCUGCUGAAGCGCUUCUUUGCACUGGAUCUAGACGCCAAGAUGGAUGCGCACGUUCAGAGAAAUCCCGCCAUCAGAGGCUACGAGCCAAUGCUUGAGACUAGACUCGAUCCAAGGAGCAAAGGAGGCAAGUCGCAGAGCAAUGAGAUCCCCAAAACACACCUUAAUAUCAAGGAAGCGUUCACGAUGGGUGACUGUGUGAUAGAGCCCGAGCAGGACUACCAGGGCAAGACUGGACAUGCGCCACCUUCUCACAUCACACAGCCUCAGAAUAUCUGGCCGUCCCAAGCGCCAUGGUGGCGGGAAGGGCUUUACAAGUAUUACAACCGCAUCUUGGUGCUGGCUAUGAAGCUGGUCCGGAUCUUUGCCCUGGCCUUUGAUCUGGACGAGAAGGCUUUCGACCAGCACUUUACGUUUCCAAUCACCGGCAUGAGA